Molecule: messenger RNA, 3098 nt
Organism: Tachysurus vachellii
Lineage: Eukaryota; Metazoa; Chordata; Actinopteri; Siluriformes; Bagridae
Gene: ppp2r1bb
Product: protein phosphatase 2, regulatory subunit A, beta b
Exons: 15
Coding region: 61-1830 (589 amino acids)
Biological process (GO): protein dephosphorylation
Cellular component (GO): protein phosphatase type 2A complex; cytoplasm
Molecular function (GO): protein binding; protein phosphatase regulator activity
Source: RefSeq, a predicted model, not a curated record
AGAACAGGGUUGAAGUUGCGCCUGCGCAGUUGCACAGCGGAACCAAGCCUAAAAUCCAAAAUGGCCGGUGCAGAGGGAGACGAUUCGCUGUAUCCUAUUGCUGUUUUAAUCGACGAAUUAAGGAAUGAAGAUGUCCAAUUGCGCUUGAACAGCAUCAAAAAGCUGUCGACUAUUGCCUUGGCCCUGGGUGUUGAGAGGACACGCACAGAGCUCCUGCCCUUCCUGACUGACACUAUUUAUGAUGAGGAUGAGGUGCUACUUGCCCUGGCUGAGCAGCUGGGGAACUUCACCAUGCUGGUCGGUGGGCCGGAGUAUGUGCACUGCCUCCUGCCACCACUAGAGAGCCUGGCCACUGUGGAGGAGACUGUGGUUCGAGAUAAAGCCGUGGAGUCACUGCGCAAAAUCUCUCAGGAGCACUCCCCUGUAGACCUAGAGGUGCACUUUGAGCCCCUAGUGAAACGACUGGCUAGCGGUGACUGGUUCACAUCCCGCACCUCUGCCUGUGGCCUGUUCAGUGUCUGCUACCCACGUGUCUCCAGCACUGUCAAGGCAGAGAUCCGCCAGUACUUCCGUACCCUUUGCUCAGAUGAUACACCCAUGGUGAGACGUGCUGCUGCUUCCAAACUGGGCGAGUUUGCCAAGGUGCUGGAGCUGGAUUAUGUAAAGAGUGACAUCAUCCCACUUUUUACAGCACUGGCUUCUGACGAGCAGGACUCUGUGCGUCUUCUAGCAGUCGAAGCUUGCGUCAGCAUUGCCACCCUGCUGCCUCAGGAAGACCUGGAGGGUCUUGUGAUGCCCACACUGCGUCAGGCUGCUGAGGAUAAGUCAUGGAGGGUGCGCUACAUGGUGGCAGACAAGUUCUCUGAGUUGCAAAAAGCAGUGGGUCCAGAAAUCACCAAGAACGAUUUGGUCCCAGCAUUUCAGAGUUUACUGAAAGAUUGCGAGGCAGAGGUGCGGGCCGCAGCUGCAAAUAAAGUAAAAGAAUUCUGUGAAAAUUUGCCAGAAGACAGCCGAGAGAAUAUCAUCAUGAAUCACGUCCUGCCUUGUGUCAAGGAGCUGGUGUCAGACACAAAUCAGCAUGUGAAGUCUGCCCUGGCCUCUGUCAUCAUGGGGCUCUCCACUAUCCUGGGCAAGGACAACACCGUGGAGCAUCUGCUGCCUCUUUUCCUGGCCCAGCUGAAGGACGAGUGUCCCGAAGUGCGUCUGAACAUCAUCUCCAACCUGGACUGCGUGAACGAGGUGAUAGGUAUUCGCCAGCUUUCCCAGUCUCUGCUGCCUGCUAUUGUGGAAUUAGCUGAAGAUGCCAAAUGGAGGGUGCGUCUGGCCAUCAUUGAGUACAUGCCACUGCUGGCAGGCCAGUUGGGAGUGGAGUUCUUCGAUGAGAAGCUGAAUUCUCUGUGCAUGGCGUGGCUGGUAGACCAUGUUUAUGCUAUCCGGGAGGCGGCCACCUGUAACCUCAUGAAGCUGGUGGAGAAGUUUGGAGCAGAAUGGGCUCAGAACACCAUCGUGCCCAAAGUGCUCGGCAUGGCUAAUGACCCCAACUACCUGCACAGGAUGACCACGCUCUUCUGCAUCAAUGCCCUUUGUGAGGCCUGUGGGCAGGAGAUCACAACCAAACACAUGCUACCCAUUGUCUUAAAGAUGUCCAAUGACCAAGUUGCCAACGUGCGCUUUAACGUGGCCAAAUGCCUACAGAAAAUCGGACCAGUUGUAGACAACAACUCCCUGCAAACGGAGGUGAAGCCAGUUUUAGAGAAGCUCGCCACAGACCAAGAUAUGGACGUGAAAUACUUUGCUCAGGAAGCUAUAAGUGUUCUUGCCUUGGCCUGAACAUCUCUCCUUGGGUUUACCAGAUCAACCACAACAAAGCAAGACUACUUGCAUUCUAUUUAUUGGUGAUUUUUGAAUGGUUGUGUACUAAAGUCUGUGUAGCUCGUAUUUACUCUCCAUGGUAUUGACUGAUCAAAGGGUGCACCCAUGCUCGUGCUGUAAAUUUCUGCUUCAACCACAGUGACACUGGAGUUAGGUAAUGCAUGAUGGGAUAGUGUGUUCUCCUGGAUUGCAACUGCACCACAUGUUCGUGUUCUCCUCGCUCUCUCUCUCUCACUCAUUAAACACCAUUGAGCUGAGCUGGGUGUGGCGGGAGCCAGGAAAACGACUAAAGUGUGCAGAGAAGAAGGACUUAAGGACCAGGAUUAGGUAACAUUUUUAUGAAAGCAUUUAGUACAGGAACACAGUUGUGUUUUCAGGAACAUGGUCAAUAACUGGAAAAAUCCCUUAACCACUUAUUGACCAUUUUUAAGACUAAAAUCGUCUCUUAUGCGCUUUAGUAAAGUAAGUCUCCAUAAGUAAAAUCCUCCGAACUACCUCUGUCUUCUUUUAAGAGCCAUUUCUUAGCUAAAAUUCGGAACACGUCCACUUCAAAGCCCUGCUUUUCACAGACCGAAGCUCAUGCAGGCGAUAUGAAAUGUUUUGCUUUUGGUAGAGCUCUCUGCACGUGGUGCUUCGCUAUUCAACAUGGGACCAUUGCGUUGUGUAAUUUCUCCUGUAACAGAUGUCGCCCUUGCGUUAGUUUCUCUGGUUUCAUUUGCAUUUUUGUUUUGUUUUUGGGUCCUUUUUCCAGUCCUCUGGGUCUUAUGUGCCAAUGAUGGUUAGGAAUGCAUUUAGAUUUUUAAGAGGUUGUAUGUUUAGGUAAAAAAAAUAAACAUUUUUUUUUCUUUCAGUGGAAACGUGUGACUUAUGUUUCAGUGUAAUGAAAAAAAUGACCCCUGUAUAGAAGUAGGCGUGUGUUUUAAGAUGAUUAAGUACUGACGAUCAGCAAUAUGUGAGAGGAAAACACUGUCCAACAUCCGCCAUGCUUCUUACAGAGCAGGUCAUGACAAUAACUUGUACUCAACCUCUGGAAGGCUGAUGAAUUCUUUUAAACGGGACAGAGGGAAAGGAUGUAUUAUUUUUACCAUUAUAAACAGCUAUAGCAUCAGAUCCUGAGUAAACCUUUUGUUCAUGUUCAGUAUCAUGAGUACCCCCUUUUUAAACUACUUUACUGUACUUUUGGAACCAAAUAAAUUGAAUAAACAUGGGUUCUGCUCUUCAUGUCA